Lotus japonicus is the source of this 3069-nucleotide messenger RNA. RefSeq names its product protein FAR1-RELATED SEQUENCE 5-like. The coding region runs from base 526 to 3003 and encodes 825 amino acids. Gene Ontology annotation, molecular function: zinc ion binding; nucleic acid binding. The record is from RefSeq and is a predicted model, not a curated record. Lineage: Eukaryota; Viridiplantae; Streptophyta; Magnoliopsida; Fabales; Fabaceae. The transcript is spliced from 4 exons.
GUUUAGAAGUUAAAAUGUUUAGAUGGAUUUUAUUUGGUGAAUUCUGUGGUGCCUAUGGCAAAGUAUGGGUGUGGUGCCUCCUUGGGGUCUGUGCAAUAGGAAUGUGACAUGUGGCCACUACUACAUCUAUUUUUUAUUUUUCCAUCCAUUUUCAGCCUUUUUCCAAUAAAUCGAAAUAAAUACCGAAAUUAAAAAUAGGAAGGUCCUUUUAGCAAUUGUUUGAAACUUGGCUGUGGUAAAAAUCUAUCUACUGAUUUUUACCAUCAUUGAAGAUUGGAACUGAUUCCUAUUCAACCUCUCACUCUUCCACUCAUCUUCAACCUCUCACUCUUCCACUCAUCUUCAACUACUGCACUCAUCUUCACCAGUGACGACAGAAAUCAUCCAAGAGACCAUCACCUAAUUCGCGUUGCCCUAAUUUCUCUGCUCUCUACUACGUCAAUCGGUGAAAUCCUCGUUUCGAUUCAUCCUCCGUCUGCGUUCUCGUUCACCGGUCAAGAUUCAAGAUCUAAAGGUUGUUCCAAAAUGGCUGAAAUUAAUGAAGAGGCUCAUGUGGACUUGUCUAAUUCUGGAGGCAUGAAUGAGUCUCAGGAUCUGAAUGAUAUCUCAGAUAAUUCUGAUGGAGAUGAUGUGGUCAAUAAUGAUUCUUCCCAACAACAGUGCAAGCUAAUUCCUGAGUUGACUAUUGAUGAAAUUAGGGAGCUGGAGUUUUUGUCUGAGCAGGAUGCCGUUGAGUUUUACCAGCACUAUGCCCAGUUUAAAGGUUUUGGGGUUAGGAAGGAUGAUGUUCGGCGCGAUCGAAAAGGUAAUGUUGUUAGUCGCCAACUUGUUUGUAAUAGGGAAGGUGAGAGACAUGAGAAGCAUUUGAAAAAUGUUAGUCGAGUGAAAGAGGCUAAGCCAAUUACCAGAGUAUCAUGCCAAGCUAAAUUUCGUGUACGUUUCGAGGCAAACUCCAGCAAGUGGAAGGUUGUUUAUUUUGAACCUGAGCACAAUCAUGAGUUGACACUGGCUAAGCAAGUUCAUUUAAUUCCAGCAUUCAGGGGAUUGACUAAUGGUGAUAAGGCUCAAGUUGACACACUAAAGCUCUAUGGCGUGAGGAGUUGCAACAUAAUGGGUCUCAUGAUGGGACAAAAAGGAGGUCAUGAUUCAGUUGGUUUUUUGAAAAAGGACUUAUACAACCAUGUCGAUAAGAAUAAAAGGAUCAGUUUUGGUGCUGGUGAUGCUGCUGGUUCAUUAAACUAUUUUACGCGGAAAGGGGAGAAGGAUCCGAUGUUUUAUUUCAGGUUCACGAGAACAAGUAAUGAUAAUCUUGAAAAUUUGUUCUGGUGUGAUGGAACCAGUCGUCUUGACUACCAAGCUUUUGGAGAUGUAAUCGUGUUUGACAGCACUUACAAAAAGAACAAGUACAACAAGCCUGUUGUUAUAUUUUCUGGUUACAAUCAUCACAAGGAGACUACUAUUUUUGCAUGUGCAUUGGUUUCUGAUGAGACUGUGGAUACUUACAAGUGGGUUUUACAAAGAUUGGAUGAAGCUAUGUUUGGGAAGCAUCCUAAAGCUGUCGUGACAGAUGGAGAUAAAGCUAUGCGUGAGGCAAUUAAGGUAGUGUUUCCAAAUUCAACCCACAGGCUUUGUGGAUGGCACAUUCAGCAAAAUGCAGUUAAGAAAAUUCAUUUGCCUAAAUUCUUAGAUGACUUUGACUAUUUGAUCUUUGGUAAUUUCAGUCCUCAGCGGUUUGAAUCAAAGUGGGAGAGUAUGAUUGAAAAGUAUGAUCUUCGUGAGGACAAAUGGAUUAAACAAAUGUAUGAAACAAAGGAGAUGUGGGCAACUGCAUUUAUGAGAGAGAGAUUUUUUGCUGGAAUUAGGACUACCUCGCUAUGCGAAGGUAUCAACUCUUUCAUUAAGAAGUAUGUGACGUGCAAAAAUAGUAUGCUGGAUUUCAUUUAUAAUUUUGAGAGAGCUGUGGAAGAGUAUAGGCACAAUGAGUUAGCCUCUGACUUUAGGUCAUGUUAUGGGGAGCCUGUGUUAGCCACUGCUUUGAGUGGCAUUGAACAAGGAGCUGCUAAACUGUUGACCAGAAAUAUGUUUAGGGAAGUUAGACAUGUCAUGGAACAAGCUUUGAGCCUUAACCUUGUUGAACGGUCAGAGGUGUGCAACACAGUAAUGAUAAAGCUGAGUGUAUGUGGCAGAUCCAGUUCUCAAUUCUUGGUUGUUUAUGAUAAGAAUCAGAGCACAUUUGAGUGUGAUUGUGGGCUAUCUGAUUUUAAGGGCAUUCCUUGUUCUCACAUCAUAUGUGCUAUGAGGAUUGAGGACUUCACCACAUUUCCUGCAUCUCUUGUUUCCAACCGGUGGUUGAAGACUGCGAAGGUGGAUUACAUACACACAAUACCCUCCAUUGAGCUUGAUUCUGAAAAAGUGAAAUUGUUGCGUAGAGGUGCCAUUUCUGCUGCAUGCAAUUUUCUUAGUGAAUAUGCCGCUGAUGGUGCUACAGAUUUUUCAGCCGUAAUUGAGGAUAUAUACAAACUGGUCUCGAAAGUUCAGAAACGUCGUCAUCCGAAAUCUACUGAAGGUAAUUUAUUUGUGAUUCGUGACCCAGCUGUCGUGAGAACCCGAGGUGCACGAAAGAAGUUGAAGACUAAGAAGAAGAAAAGACUCUGUUCUAAUUGUAGAAAGAGUGGCCACACAAUCCGGACAUGUCCUACAUUUUUUGAGGGAGUCGGAGAUGAUGAAGUAGAUGAAGGAGAUUCAUCUGUUGAGCUGGAUGAUGAUAGCAUUACUGAAAAUACUGUGGUGUCAUUAGCAGGAGGAGAUAAUGGAGGUUCUACUUCAAGGCAAAUAGGCACAGCCAAAAGAAAGGUUGGAGAUAAUGGCAAUGUUGGUAGUGUUCAAGGUAAUGAACGCGAUGUUUUAUCACCGUCAGCUGGUCCACAAAUUGAUGCUGCAGGUCCUACACUGAAUUUUGGGGACGGAAUGAAUAUGUUCCCUCAAUUUCCCCCACCUAGCUAGAUUUUCCAUUCGUUCCCGCCAUAUUCUUCUUUCCCUUCUUCCAGUGGAAGUCAGCAUUUUUUGUCC